Erigeron canadensis is the source of this 1233-nucleotide messenger RNA. RefSeq lists its product as uncharacterized. The coding region runs from base 90 to 1079 and encodes 329 amino acids. The transcript has 2 exons. Gene Ontology annotation, cellular component: endoplasmic reticulum. The record is from RefSeq and is a predicted model, not a curated record. Lineage: Eukaryota; Viridiplantae; Streptophyta; Magnoliopsida; Asterales; Asteraceae.
UUCAUUUAUAUAUGUAUAUUUGCCUUCCAUUGAUAUAAACCAAAAAAAAGUAUUCCCAUCCCACCAAUCUUGUCAUUUCCUUACAUGAAAUGGCAUUAUCAUAUUUGUGUUCAACCAAAUUCUUUUUGAUUCUAGUAAUCCUAUCAGCAAUCCCAUUAGCCAUUCUCAUCUCACUUGAAUCAGCCACACCCUCAACCCACUCCUAUCAGUUUCACAGCACAGGCUGGUUCAGAGAAGCCAGCAAAUGGGACCCAGUCAACAACCGUUUCAUUGUCUCUUUUACUGACACAGGCGGCCUCGGUGUUGUCCAUGUUCCCGAUGAUGAUCACAACAACAAGGGUGUUGUACUCGAAGAGAUUCCUGUUGUGAAAAACCAUGAUGCUGUUGGCAAUGGGACAUGUGGUCUUUUCAUUGACCGUCCUAGGAACAGAGUGGUUGUUGCUAUUGCCGAUCUUUUCGGGAACAAAUAUAGUGCUGUUGCAGCUUAUGAUUUGGAUUCCUGGCAGCGUUUGUUUUUCACUCAGCUUAGUAACCCAGGUGAUGGAAAAACCUUUGCAGAUGAUGUAACCGUCGAUGCUGAAGGGAAUUCAUACGUAACAGAUGCCAAAGGUACUCAGAUAUGGAAAGUUGGAAUCGACGGAAAACUUUUAUCGGUUAUAAAGAGCCCACUUUUUCAUGCUAAAGAGUGGUACAACAACAUAUUCACACUCAACGGGAUUGUCUACCAUCCAAAUGGCUACUUGCUUGUGUCCCACACAAUGACCGGGAACCUGUUUAAGAUUGAAGUCAACAAUGACAACAAAGUCACAUUAGUUGAGCUUGACGCCAGCCUGAAAGUUGCCGAUGGGAUGGAACUUUUAUCUGCUUCUAAACUUGUUGUCGCUGGAGCUAAUGGUGUAAAGUUAGUUGAGAGCAAAGAUGAUUGGGUAACAGCUUCACUUAUCGGAAGGUCACCUGUGCUUGCACAUCGGAUGGCCACUGCAGCUGUGGUGAAGGAUGGGAAGGUGUAUAUCCACCAUGCUCUUGGUAUGGGCUACCCGAAGAAGAAACACGUAUUAGUUGAAGCCGCCUUUUCAUAGAUUUUUAGUUUUCCUUCAAGUUUUAGUUUAUAUGUUGUAUAAUAAUCCAGACUGUCAAGAAAAAAAAGCUGUUCAUUUGAGCUAUUUUUUCUCUCUAAAACUGCCAUCUUUCCAGAUGAAUGUAAUCUUUGCACACCGAGAAUUAGGGAGGAAA